GUGAGCAGGACCCAGAGCAGCUAUUGUGUUGUUCUUCAUAGUAAUGUCAUGUUCAGAGUGUUUUGAGAGCGACAUGAGCUCCGCGGGGAUGAUCCAGACUCAGAUCUCCGCGAUCAUGACCGUGCUGGCGAAGGCGGCGGUGGCGGAGAUCAGUCAGCUGCUGGAGGAAGAGGCUGCUGCUCUUCAUCAGGAGAUCCGGAGGAGAAACGAGGAGAUCCAGGGACUGAAGACUCGACUGAUGCUCACGGAGACUGAACUACAGAGAGUCAGUGCAGAGUCACAGAGAUGCUCCGUCGGCGUUCAGGUGGAGAUCAUGAUGGACACGAGUGUAACGGCCCAUUCUCUGGAAGCUCAGGCUGAGAAGGUCGUUGUGAAGAACCUCUCAGAGGAGAAACCUCACUUUUCACAUGUGGCAGACGUGAAUUCACAGCAGCUGAAACAAGAAGAGUCCAUAACACCGCUGAAGGAACCGGAGGAAGAGGAGCUCGGCGGACUGGAGUUUGAGAUGAAGCUCGAACAGGUGGAAGAACUUGUGGAUCAGACACUGAAUCAAGUUCAGGCGGAGCAGAAGCGUGAAGAACAAAACCACUGCGAUGACGGAAACUCUCAUUUAUGGUCUUCAGGGAAAGCAUUUGACCAUCCUGAAAGUCUUAUGGAGUCUGAGCAACAUUCUCAGAAUUUAACAGAUCCGUAUGUGAUGAUGGAGGAUCCGAUGACUGCGUCGACUCAGUCCGGUUUAUUGGCUCCCGUUGUUCUGGAGAACGAGAGCUUUGGCGCUACAGACGUUGAGUACGGCUUGAAUCUUCAGGAUUCCCACAGACGCUCAACCAGAUCUGACUUGGCGCCAUUUAACAGACUUCCAUCCUCACAUUCAAGCUCGUGUUUGCCCAAAGCGCUCACACGGAGGGCGUGUGCAGGCGGGCAGACGGGCCCCAAACCCUUCCGAUGUGAGGAGUGUGGCAAGGGCUUCACACAAAGUACCCGGCUCAAAUCACACAGACGAGUGCACACGGGUGAAAAACCCUUCCGGUGUGAGGAGUGCGGCAAAGGCUUCACACAGAGGACGCGGCUCAUAACACACAAACUAGUGCACACGGGUGAAAAACCCUUCCGAUGCCAGCUGUGCGGUAAGACCUUCUCCAGACAGGACAACUGCCUCAGACACUUGCGCUUGCACAGCGGACAGAGAUGAUGAACGUGGACACGAGGUGUUUCAUAUCAUGUCUCAAUGUGAGAUUUCUUAGUAUGUAACUGUGUUGCAUUUCUGCAUUAAGGCCGGUUUCACACAUCUUACACAUUCAUUAUGCAACAUCUCCCUUGCCAUGACAGUAAUGUUUCAUGAUGAACACGUUUGUAAUCGUCCCAAGGUUCAUGAUAGUUUCGACUGAAACAUUUUUUUCAUUUUCAUUUAGUUUAACUUGAUGUACUAAAGUACCUAAAACUGAAAUAGGGCUGCACGAUGUAUCGUUUUAGCAUCAAUAUCGUGACGUGCGCAUCCACGAUAGUCAUGCGAUUGCGACUGCGAUUACUUUAUCUCUGUUAUAUUUGCUGUUAUCUCAUAUUUCACUUUUAAUAGUCUAUUUAUAAAUGUAUUCUAUCUCUGUUGUUACAGUCACAACCGCAAACAAAAACAGCAUUCCAUCUUCGUCGCUCAGCUAAAAUGAAAAACUAAAACUACCAGUAGGUGGCGGCAAAUCAUUGUCUUAAUGAGUUAGUCAUUGAAUUAUUCACUUAACCGAUUCAAAACAGCUGAUUCAUUCAGGGACAAAGCAGAAGUGAGUCGUCGAGUCAUUCAUUAGAACGAUUCAUUGAAACGCGGAUUCCUUCAGUAACGAAACUGAAACUGUGUUUAUCGAAGAUGUGCAAUGGCUCUACUGUUUGCAUUUACAUUUACAUUUUGUUUGGAACUAUUUUCUUUGACAAAAUAGAGAAAAACAGUCUAAAAUGUAAGUCCCCUAAUAGCCUACUAACUUAUUGUUUAUUGAAUUGUUGCAGGCCUAUAAAAUCAAUAUCGCAUUUGCAAACGUGCUGAUAUUUGGGAAAACAGCACUUUUGCUCGUGUGAUAUUGCUUAUAAGUAUUUUAAAAAAGAACGUUCUGCGUAACACGAGAAUGAACCUCAUUGGUUCUUGCAUAAGACAAGAAUGAACCUCUUAGGUUGUUUGCAUCUCAUUGCUGUGGCGCAAAAUGCAGCUGGAGGGGAGGAAGUGAUUUUUCUAUAUAAAAUUCCUAUGUUUUGCGUCGUUUAUGGUUGCUCAAAUCUAUCAAACCAAGAAACCACAAGGAGCUUAUAUUGUUUGUAACUUUUAUAGUUUUUUUUACUUUAAAAGUUGUUGUCUUUAAGAGCGUUUUUUGUUUUUGACUUGGUUAAAGGUGCCCUAGAUUGUUUCUUUACAAGAUGUAAUAUAAAUCCUAGGUGUCC
Messenger RNA from Megalobrama amblycephala (Wuchang bream), 2421 nucleotides. RefSeq names its product zinc finger protein 10. The coding region runs from base 44 to 1192 and encodes 382 amino acids. Gene Ontology annotation, biological process: regulation of transcription by RNA polymerase II. The record is from RefSeq and is a predicted model, not a curated record. The transcript is spliced from 2 exons. NCBI's taxonomy places the organism in Eukaryota, Metazoa, Chordata, Actinopteri, Cypriniformes, Xenocyprididae. Gene Ontology annotation, molecular function: DNA-binding transcription factor activity, RNA polymerase II-specific; RNA polymerase II cis-regulatory region sequence-specific DNA binding.